AUGAAUAAAGAAGAAACCCUUGUGUUCAUAAAAUUAUAUCGUAAAAAGAAUAUUCUUUGGGAUCCAAAACAUCCAAAUCAUUAUAACAAGAAAGAAAAAGAAAAUGCAUGGAAAGAAAUUUCAAAAGAAAGUAAAAAAUCUGUAGAUGAAUGCAAGAAAAAGAUAGAAUAUCUUUUGGCAGCUCUUAGAAGGGAGAAAAUGAAAAUAAAUAAAUCUAUUGGAUAUCAAAGUUCUUGGUUUGCUUUUGAUAGUAUGAAAUUUAUAUUGGAAAAAAGUAAAUAUAUUCAACCAUCUAAUUUGGCCCAAGGUGAUCAAGAAUUUAAUAAGUCAGGAACACUGAAACGUGAAGAAUUCUCAUCUUCAAAAUUACAGAACAAGGAUACCAAUUCCAACCAUUGCUCUCAACAAAUCGCAAUAAAAAGAAGAAAGUUACAAUCAUGCGUUCAGCAACAAUGUUGCGUCAGAGAUUGUGAAUUAUCAACAACCACAAAGAACGUGGUUGAUGAUGAAUGUUUCCAUUUUGGAAAUUUGGUGGCUUCGAAAUUGCGUAUUUACAAUAAUCAUGUACGUUGUUUCAUUCAAAAUGAUAUUUUGAAUAUAUUUCUCAAAGCCAACAAAGGCUAUUAUAAUAAUCUUAACUUUUCACCUAAUCAUAUACUAGAAGAGACAGUUACUGUCAAUCCAAGUUAUCCAUCUACUUAUACUCACUCUCCUGCAGCUUCCAUAUCAUCUCAUAAUUCUUAA
Apis laboriosa (Himalayan honeybee) is the source of this 744-nucleotide messenger RNA. RefSeq lists its product as uncharacterized. NCBI's taxonomy places the organism in Eukaryota, Metazoa, Arthropoda, Insecta, Hymenoptera, Apidae. The record is from RefSeq and is a predicted model, not a curated record. The transcript is spliced from 2 exons. Bases 1 to 744 code for a protein of 247 amino acids.